AUGGAGGAUGAUACUAAAAGAAAGGCACAUCGCAAGUCCAAAGUCGGUGUCAAAGCUCAAAGAAGAAAGGAUUCAAAUAUAAAAAAGGCUGGUCAAGAAGAGAGUUUAAAAGGUCGUAAUCCAAAGGCAUUUGUAAAUGCAAAUAGAUUUGCAGCAUUAAAAGCACAAAGAAGAGCACUUGAUUUACAACAAAAGGCAGUUAAUAUACCAGUAGUUGAUAGAUCGGGGACGGCCGAUGAAGAACCACCAUUUGUAGUGUCGGUGGUUGGACCACCGGGUGUUGGCAAGUCGACGUUGAUCCGAUCGCUCAUUAAGAAUUACACACGUUAUUCGGUGGGUGAUAUCAAAGGACCCAUUACAGUGAUUGCAGGCAAGAAGCGUCGUCUCACCUUUAUCGAAUGCAACAAUGAUCUCAACUCGAUGAUUGAUACUGCCAAGAUUGCCGACUUGGUACUGUUGAUGGUCGACGCAUCGUUUGGUUUUGAAAUGGAGACAUUCGAGUUUCUCAAUGUACUGCAGACACACGGGUUCCCCAAGGUCAUCGGUAUACUCAACCAUUUGGACGAGUUCAAAGACAACAAACGUUUGAAAAAGACUAAAAAGAAACUAAAGGAUCGUUUCUGGACCGAAGUGUAUCAAGGUGCCAAAGUAUUUUAUUUGUCUGGUAUCUUGCACGGUAAAUACCCCAAGCAAGAGAUACACAACUUGGCACGUUUUAUUGCCGUUGCCAAGUUUAUUCCACUCAGUUGGCGAAACACCCAUCCCUACGUACACGUCGAUCGUUUCGAAGACAUCACCGACCCCGAGCGUGUCAAGCACGAGCCACAAUCCGACCGAAACAUCUGUCUCUACGGGUACAUUCGUGGCACCUAUCUCAAGCCACACAUGAAGGUCCAUAUCCCCGGCUGCGGAGACUACCACAUGAAAUCGAUCACUCCGCUCGCCGACCCAUGUCCACGUCCCGACGAACGUAAACGUAUCCUCAAUGGUAAAGAACGUCUCAUCUAUGCUCCCAUGUCUGAUAUUGGUACCAUCAUUUAUGACAAGGAUGCUGUUGUCAUUAAUAUUCCUGAAAGUCAAUUACAAUAUAGUCGUAAAUUGGCUAUUGAACAAGGAAAUGAUAAUCUUGAAAGAGAAGACGAUGGAGAGGAAGAGGAGGAUCAAGAUGAUGAAGAUGAAGAAGAUGGAGGAUUUAAACAUCGUGGAAAUCUUGGACAAGCAAUUAAAAUGGUUAAAAAGUUACAAAAUUCAAGAGUUGCCCUCGAUGAAAAGAUGCAAGAAUCUCAACUCAAACUCUUUUCAAAUAGUAAACCAAUCAAAAAUUCAAGAGUUUCUGAAGCCGACCUAAAUACUAUUCAAGAUGAUGAUUAUUAUAGUGAAGAUGAAAUGGAAGAUUUAAAAAUCGUCGGAAAUAGUAAAACUAAAAAGGUUGAAUCUUUGGAAAAGGAUUCAAAUGGUCGUAUUAGAAGAAAGGUUCAUUUUAUGAAUUUAAACAAAAAUCCAACUUUACUUGGUAGUGAUGAUGAAAAUGAAAAUGAAAAUGAAAUUGAUAUGGAUGGUGAAGAUCAAGAUGAAGAUGAAGAUGAUCAAGACGAAUCAGAUGAUGAAGAAAUGGAAGAAGGAUCAGAAGGAGAGGAAGAUCAAUUAGAUUAUGAUGAAAGUGAUCAAGAAGAAGAAAUUGAUGAUGAAGAAUAUUUUGAUUUAAAAAAGGGAAAUGACCAAGAUGGAUCAGAUGAAGAAGAAGAUGAUGAUGAUGAUGAAUCAUCAUCAGAAGAAGAAGAAUCAUCAUUAUCAACAGUUGAAUCAUCAAAAUGGAAAGAAAAAAUGACAGAAUUGGCAUUAAAGAAUAGAUCAAGAAAGAGUACAUCUGCCAAUUUAAAACAAUUAAUUUAUGGAAUUGGUAUAAAUGAUAAACCAUUACAAUCAUCAGAUGGAGAGGAGGAAGAAUUAUUUAAAGAAAUCAAUCAAAUUUUGGUCGCUAGAUUCGUAGACAAGGACGAAUUGACAAAGAUUGGUGCUAUUGGUCAAGAAGAUGCCGAUGAUGAUAAGGUUUUAUUUGGUGAUUUUGAAGAUUUGGAAACUGGUAAAAAAUAUGGUGCAAAUGAAAAGGAUAGUGAUGACGAAUCAGGAUCUGAUGAUAGCUCAUCAGAUUCAGAGACUUUAACAAAAAGAGAAGAAAGAAAAAAAGAAAGAAGAGAAAAAUUAAAAGAACAAGUAUUUGGUGAAAAUGGUGGUGGAGAUGGUGGUGAUGAUGAAGAUUAUGAAAGUGCAAGAGCUCAAAACAAGUUGAGAAAAGAAUCAAAGAUUCAACAAAUCAAUAGAAAAUUUGAAUCUGGUGAAACUGAUUUUAUUGGAGAUUUACAAGAAGCUGCCAAGAAACAACGUGCCAUCAAUGAAAAGGAGUUUGAAGGAGAUGAUGAGUAUAGUCGUACCCAGUAUCACGGUUAUUCAAUUGGUGCCUAUGUCAGAAUCGAGUUUGAAAAGAUUCCAUGCGAGUUUUCAAUCAACUUUGACCCACGUUAUCCCGUUUUGGUCGGUGGUCUCUUGUCCAACGAGGAGAAUCUUGGUAUGGUCAAUGUUCAAGUAAAGAAGCAUCGUUGGCAUAAGCGUGUCUUGAAAUCAAACGAUCCAUUGGUCAUUUCAAUGGGAUGGCGUAGAUUCCAAACCAUGAUGCUCUAUUCCAUCCAAGACAUUAAUGGUCGUAGUCGUAUGCUCAAAUACACCCCAUUGCAUAUGCAUUGCCACGCCUCGUUUUAUGGGCCAAUGACACCACCUGGUACCGGGUUUAUCGCCUUUACCACCAUCCGUAACAACCAACAAUCGUUUAGAGUGUCGGCCAACGGUCAUGUACUCGAUCUCAACCAGUCCAUCAAUGUCGUCAAAAAACUUAAACUCGUCGGUCGUCCCUCCAAAAUCCUCAACAAGACUGCUUACAUUAGCGGUAUGUUUAAUAGUAAUUUGGAAGUUGCCAAGUUUGUCGGUGCCACCAUUCGUACAGUCUCUGGUAUUCGUGGUCAACUUAAAAAAGCUGUCAAACAUGGUGGUGAAGGUACCUAUCGUGCAACCUUUGAAGAUAAACUCUUGAUGAGUGACAUUGUCUUUUUACGUACAUGGUAUCCCAUUUUACCAACAAAGUUUUAUAAUCCAGUCACCAAUAUCUUGCAAAAACAAAAGGGUGAAUGGCAAGGUAUGAAGACAGUCGGUCAACUACGUUUUGAAAAGGGUCUUCGUGCUCCCAUCAAACAAGACUCGUUGUAUCGUGACAUUCAUCGUACCGAGCGUCGUUUCCGUCCACUCGAAAUCCCAUCCAAGCUUCAAGCUGCCCUUCCAUUUGAUUUGAAACCAAAACGCUCCCACGUCAUUACCAACGAGGCAGAUGCCCUCCUCUCGAGUCGUGCCGUCAUUAUGGAACCCCACGAAAAACGUGUCCAGGAUCUCAUCACUCGUUUGGAAAUGAUCAAACAGAAAAAGAUUCACCAACAAAAUCAAAAACAACAGGAACGUGUCAAUGCUCACAAGGAGAAAUCGGCCAAGGAAGAAUUGGAAAAACAACAACGUCUCAAGGAUCAAUUCAAGAGAAAGAUGAAAUUGGAAAGUUUAAAGGAGUUAACAUUCUAUUCAAUAUUAUUCAACAAAUUAACCACAAUUAGUACUACAGAUUAUUAUGUCUCGGAAAUGAUAGAUUAUGUUCCCAAAGUUAGAGUUUCUGUUAGUAUAGCGGCGCGCCUAUAA
Cavenderia fasciculata is the source of this 3732-nucleotide messenger RNA. RefSeq names its product BMS1-like ribosome biogenesis protein (gene bms1l). The record is from RefSeq and is a predicted model, not a curated record. The transcript has 6 exons. Lineage: Eukaryota; Evosea; Eumycetozoa; Acytosteliales; Cavenderiaceae. Gene Ontology annotation, molecular function: GTP binding; GTPase activity; U3 snoRNA binding. Gene Ontology annotation, cellular component: 90S preribosome; nucleus. The coding region runs from base 1 to 3732 and encodes 1243 amino acids. Gene Ontology annotation, biological process: maturation of SSU-rRNA from tricistronic rRNA transcript (SSU-rRNA, 5.8S rRNA, LSU-rRNA); ribosome biogenesis; endonucleolytic cleavage of tricistronic rRNA transcript (SSU-rRNA, 5.8S rRNA, LSU-rRNA).